Messenger RNA from Necator americanus (New World hookworm), 600 nucleotides. RefSeq lists its product as uncharacterized. The transcript has a single exon. Bases 1 to 600 code for a protein of 199 amino acids. The record is from RefSeq and is a predicted model, not a curated record. Lineage: Eukaryota; Metazoa; Nematoda; Chromadorea; Rhabditida; Ancylostomatidae.
AUGAGUACUGGCGGAAAGUUCUUCAGGUGUUUUGGUCUUAUUCUGUCGGGACAGGAUGUCGUACGAUUUCUUACCGACAUGAUAGCAUAUAUGAUAGCAUAUUUUGGACGGGAGAACCUCUUGAAUGACAUGUCCGCCUUCCCCCAGAUGGUGAGGAGGCAAGUGGACAUGGCUGUCGAAGAGAUCAGACUAGGAGUCGUAGAUAAUUUUCUCCAUCCCCCUUCUCGAUGCAACGGUUGUUUCCUUCGGGUUCCGGAGAGCAGUCCUCCUCGUCUUGCGACUGGCGAAGUCUACUUGACGGGCAUAGCAGAUGCUUUUCCCCACCUCUGCAGCCUCAGCCAGCACUUCUGCUCUUCUCUCUUUGAGGACUUCCUUUAUCCCCUCUCUGCGAACCCUUGCGAGCUCGGACGUGAGUACUUGGUUCCCUGCGGCUUGUGCUGCUCCACGCUGGCGUAUCAGCUCAAAAGUUUCAAGAGACAGGCGUCUCUUGGUGGUUUUAAAACUCUCAGCCUUAUUCGCGCAGUCGUAAAUGUGUUCAGCGAGCCGGUCAUAUUCCUUGUCGAUGUUGUCCAUUGCGGAAUCUUCGCAAAAGCCGGGUAG